CACUGAAAUAUGAAAGGUUUAGUUUGGUGAAAGAAGAAGAGCUGCUGUUGCUGCUGCUGCUGGAAGAGUUCAUUUGUAGAAGAGCUAGCUUGUGCGUGUAUAGGUGGAGCGUGGGUUAUAUGCGAGAUAAAGAGAGAAAGAGAGAGAGAGAGAGAGAGGGGUUAUCGAACGCUGCUGAGUUUUAAGCCAUUUUUUCUUUUCAUUCCUUACCCAAAUCAACCCCCUGCCCCGAACCCGCCUUCCCGCCUCUCCGCUCCCAUUUAUUUCGAUAAACUUUCUUUUCUAAUCGUAUCCAUCUUUAUCCGACGAUCACCGGUCUUUAACUUAAACAUUACCGUGUGAUAACAAAAGGAUGCUUUUCCGUGAGGGUUGAACCGUGGCAGAAAGCGUCGAGGAACAUGAAGAACAUAGUGGAGUGUGCGUGAACCGAGAGACAAAAGAAAGCUGGGUAAAAGUGUUUUUACGGGGCAAAAGUAGCCCGGCGAGCGAGCGGGCUCCGGGACUCGAGCAACAGGAAAGCACAAGCCCGAUGCCGGAAGCUUCGGGAUCGCGGGUGGUCGACGAGUCGGAUUUUUCGACCUUCGAAAAUAAAACGGGUCUCGCCGAAGACAUGAAGUUCCUGGCAAGCAUGCCAGAACUUUGCGAUGUCACUUUUCUCGUCGGUGACACCAAAGAGCCUGUUUGCGCCGUCAAAGCUGUUCUCGCUGCUAGGAGCAAAGUAUUUUAUAAACUAUUAUACCAAGCGCCGAGUCCGCAACGAAAAAAAGAACCGCCAACGAGAGAAAACAAGAUAAAACUAUUUUUAAAGAGAAGCUCUGAACCUCUGUUAAAUUUACAAAACGCGGCACAGCAGCGAUCAGGGUUUACGCAGCAGCUGGCACCUAUACAAGAGCCGCAAUCGAAUCAACAUCAUACUCUCACCAUUGAGGAGUUCGAGCCGGAUGUUUUUCGUCAACUCAUCGAGUAUAUUCAUACCGGUUGCGUCACUCUACAACCAAGAACCUUGUUAGGUGUUAUGAAUGCCGCUGAUUAUUAUGGAUUGGAUGAACUUAGAAAAGCCUGUGCUGGAUUCGUUCAAUGUUGCAUAACCGUCGAUACUGUUUGUGCAUUAUUAGCAUCGGCUGAACGUUAUAUACAAUACAAAUGCACCAAAUCUUUGGUUCAAAAGGUAUUAGAGUUCGUAGACGAACAUGGCAACGAAGUGUUAAAUUUAGGAUCUUUUACUUUACUGCCUCAACACGUAGUUCGUUUGAUCUUAGCAAGAGAAGAAUUACGUGCUGACGAAUUUACCAAAUUUCAAGCAGCCUUGAUGUGGAGCAAGAAAUAUUACGACAGUAAUCAAGAUAUUCCAUUGAAGGAUAUAAUCGGAAAUUUCCUUGAAUAUAUUCAAUUCCACAAGAUUCCAACAAACGCUUUGGUCAACGAGGUUCAUCCAUUAGGGUUGGUACCUGACAGUAUCAUUAUGAAUGCUUUAGCAUAUCAGACCCAACCAGUGUCGAGCCCGGGAAACUCUCCCCCCCUAAAGUGAGAAAACAAGGCCGUAGUAUGUCGGUCCAAUCUUCGUUGGAACCAUAUGGUAGCAAUACAACUUUGAGCUCGAGCGGUUCUGACACUGGUUUCGAGCGUAAACAGCACUCUGGUAGCAACUAACCUCAGGCCACGGCCGCACUGACAGCGGCCGUUUCGGAUGAGCCUCGACGCGAGGAUAUAAUCACCAAUGGCGAGAAGGAAAGAGGUUUCUACGAGCAACAAAGAAACGGUGAUGCUGCUCCGACCGAUGCUGAGAUUGAACAAUGGGAGAGGAAGAAAUUACAACGAGAAGAACAACAACGGCACCAGCAACAGCAGGAAGAGGAACAACAAAGACGAAAAGAAGAACAGCAACGAGAAGAAGAUGAACAACAGCAACAACAAGAACAACAGUUCCGAUUAAAGGAAGAAAAAGAAAAGGUAGAACAACAGCAAUUCGAGGAGCAAGAAAGACAAAUACAACAGCAACAGCAACAAGAAGAGCAAAAACAAGAUCAAGAAAAACAGCAGCAACAACAACAACAGCAACAAAAUGUCAACCCGGUGGAAGGAGUACAUGGUGGUCUCUACAUACGAUUAGUUCUCAGACGAGAAGGCCGGACGGACUUGGUUUGGCUAUAUAAAACGCACAUGUUCUAAAUUCAAAUCUUAGAUCUGAUAUUCUCUCCUAUCUGAUAUUCAUUUUCAGACGUUGUUUGUAGUUUAGAGGCAUUGUAAAUCGAGUUGGAUAGAGUUUAAACGAAAUGGUUAUAGUCAUUGCUUUGUCGUCUUUGUUUUUUUUUUAUUAUUUCAUUUUGUAAUAUCAUCGUUUCGUAUAUUUUCGUUUUAUCGAUCGAUAAAUGUUCUUUUGAUAGUGUUAAGAAAUUUUAUAAAUAGAUAUAUAUAUAUACAUACAUACAUAGAGAUUACACACACGACACAUAUAUUACACGCAGGCAGCACGUGCGAAAAGGAAAAGAUGAUUAAUAGAUACAAAUGUUUAACAUACGUUGCCGCGUUUGGAUUUGUUGAAAUUUUAAAUUAGACGGUUUUUUCCCCUGAAUUAACCGUGUGGUUAUAUCAUACAUAAAAUACAUAUUACAUACAUAUAUAUCAUCGUAAUUGUGCACCCAAUUAAGAAGGCUUAUAAUUGGAACGCUUCCUUCGAAUUCGAUUUUGUGAUACAUACUCGAUUGCUUUAACGAAGCACGAUAAGCACAAUUACGCGCCUUAUCAGAGGAAAACUAAUAGAAAAAAAAGAAUUAAAAAAAAAUCAUUUGAGCAAUGUUAACAUCGAUUGUUAAAUAUGCUGUGUGAACAUAACAUAUUUAAAUAAUACAUAGAUAGAUACCAUAUGUAUGUGCGUUGUCAAAUAUGUAUCAAGAUUACAAAACCUUUGUAGUUUCUCGUUAAUUAUAUCAGCUAAUUUCC
Molecule: messenger RNA, 2940 nt
Organism: Polistes canadensis
Lineage: Eukaryota; Metazoa; Arthropoda; Insecta; Hymenoptera; Vespidae
Product: serine-enriched protein
Exons: 9
Coding region: 530-1528 (332 amino acids)
Molecular function (GO): protein binding
Source: RefSeq, a predicted model, not a curated record